This is a messenger RNA of Diachasmimorpha longicaudata, 4075 nucleotides long. RefSeq names its product elongation factor-like GTPase 1. The record is from RefSeq and is a predicted model, not a curated record. Gene Ontology annotation, biological process: cytosolic ribosome assembly. The transcript is spliced from 5 exons. Gene Ontology annotation, molecular function: ribosome binding; GTP binding; GTPase activity. Bases 638 to 3847 code for a protein of 1069 amino acids. NCBI's taxonomy places the organism in Eukaryota, Metazoa, Arthropoda, Insecta, Hymenoptera, Braconidae. Gene Ontology annotation, cellular component: ribonucleoprotein complex; cytosol.
CUCUGCCUGUUGUGUACAUCCGCGGCGCAGUGUAAUUCGUCUAAUCGCAUUCCAAGUGACCCGGUGCUUCUUACAAAAAUGCAGUAACUUCCAUCCCUAAAAAAUAAGUCACAUCAUCCCUAUUUUGUCGACAAAUUCCUUGAAGAAUCCACAGGAUCUGUGCAGUGCAAUCGAACACAAUCAACCGCCAUAACCUCGCGUCAGUUCAGUCGUUUCAUGCCUCUCCAUUGAAUCACUGCUCUCAAUUAUUAUCACCUCCAUUGACUCACCAGUCCCAAAUAUUUCAAAGAUUGGUGCAAUCGACUCAGUCAGCGAUCGCAAAGUGAUGGUGUUUAAUUCCGGGGAAAUGCCAAACAUACGUAAUGGAAUAGUGACAAUAAGUGAACAUUUUGCCCAGUGGAAACAAAACAAAGUGAAAUAGCCACUGGUAAUAGUUUCCAGCUAGCUAAAAUUAUUACAACACUUAGAAUCGAAUAGUUUCCAAUAAACAAAUCCCCCUCUCCCUAUUUUUAUAUUUUGUACAGUGAGACACAACACUGAGGCUAGGUAGAACUUCCUUAACCUCUUUUCCAUCUCGGUAAAUCAGUCCUGAAUAAAUUCCCCACACGUGCAAUAAAAGAUAAUAAAUCUCAUCAAAAUGAGACUAGUGGACUCCUCUAAACUUCAUGAGCUUCAAUCCCAGCCAUCGCACAUCCGCAACAUCUGCAUCUUGGCGCACGUGGAUCAUGGUAAGACCACUCUAGCUGAUUCUCUGGUAGCUUCCAAUGGAAUAAUUUCGAACAAGCUGGCAGGUAAACUUCGUUACCUGGACAGUCGUCACGACGAACAGCAGCGAGGUAUAACCAUGAAGUCCAGUUCAAUAGCCCUGUAUCACACCCACAACGAGGAAGAGUAUCUUGUCAAUAUCAUUGACUCUCCAGGUCACGUUGAUUUUGCCUCAGAGGUAUCAACAGCUGUACGUCUUUGUGAUGGUGCUAUUGUUGUGGUGGACGUUGUCGAGGGGGUCUGCCCCCAGACAAGAUCAGCACUAUCAAUGACUUAUGUUGAGGGAUUGAAACCAGUAUUGGUGCUGAAUAAAAUUGAUAGAUUGAUAACAGAGAUGAAGCUUCAACCCCUGGAUGCUUAUGUCCACUUGAAUCAGGUUCUUGAACAGGUGAACGCUGUGAUGGGAGAAAUAUUUGCGAGUGACAUUAUGGAACGGGAGGAAAAAGAGGAUAUGGAUCAUCAGGAGCAAAAUUCAAAGCCUGAUGGCUCCAGCGAUUGGCAAUCAGUGCUGUUGGAGACUGAUGAUUCGAAUCUUUAUUUCUCUCCAGAGCAGGGAAAUGUGCUGUUUACCAGUGCUGUCGAUGGCUGGGGAUUCCAAAUCUCCAAUUUCGCCAAGAUGUUUUCGGAAAAAUUAGGAUUCAGUGAGAAGGUACUGCUCAAGACACUGUGGGGCGACUACUAUCUCAAUAUGAAAGCGAAAAAAAUUGUCAAGGGCGCCCAGGAGAAGGCGAAGAAACCUCUAUUUGUCUCGUUAAUUCUGGAGAACUUGUGGACGCUCUAUGACACUGUGGUUACUAGGAAGGAUAAAGAGAAGAUGUUGAGCAUGGUAGAAAAAUUGAAUGUCAAACUAACAACUAGGGAUUUAAGGCUCACAGACGUUAAGGCUCAACUUCGGACAAUCUGCUGUCAAUGGUUACCACUUUCAAAAUCCUGCCUCGAUGUUGUCUGUAAUAAAGUUCCAUCACCUCUCGGUCUCUCGUCGGAGAAAAUCGAGCGUCUGAUGAGUGGAUAUUCAGAACUCUCUUCCUUACCUGUGGAAACCCAGAGACUAAAAGAAGCUUUUUUGAAGUGUGAUUCAUCUCCAGAGGCUCCCAUAAUCGCGUUCAUUUCCAAAAUGUUUUCUGUGGAACGUAAAAUCCUACCGGAAUUUAAGACCAAGCCAUUGACACAGGAGGAGUUGAUCAGACGUCGGGAAAUCGUGAGACAGCGGCAUGCCAGUAAAUUAGAACAGGAGCAAAAUCAGAAUUCAAUUCAGAACGAGCACCCAGAGUCUCCUUCGUCUUCUUCGUCUUCUGCAUCGCCCUCAAGUCACCCGGACCUACCACCCAGGGACGUGGAAGAGGAGACUCCGUCUGAAGAUGAGUGUGAUGCAGUCAAAGAGAAUCCUCUCAUAGCCUUUGCGAGAGUUUACUCAGGGACAUUGACAGAAGGCUGUGAGGUUUUAAUUCUAGGACCCAAACACAAUCCUCGAAAAGUUCUGGAGAGAAAGAGAGCAGGUGAAUUAGUAGAACCGGCUGAGUCCCUGAAGGAUCUUAAGUCAGGUUGGCACGUGACUAAAGUGAAGAUUACAAAGCUUUAUUUGAUGAUGGGACGAGAAUUAGAGGCGGUCUCAACCGUUCCAGCUGGCAACGUCCUGGGAAUUGGUGGGUUGGAGGAUCAUGUUCUGAAGACUGCGACAAUCUCCACCGAAAUCAUGUGUCCAUCUUUUUCCGAACUCACUUCUUUAUCCGUUCCUAUUCUUCGAGUUGCACUGGAGCCGAAGCAUCCCAACGAUCUUCAGAGCUUGAUCACUGGCUUGAAGCUGCUCAAUCAGGCUGAUGCCUGCGCUCUUAUGCACAUUCAGGAGACAGGAGAAAUCGUUUUAAACACCGCUGGGGAGGUACAUUUGGAGAGGUGUUUAGAGGAUCUCAAGACGAAGUACGCAAAAGUGGAAAUUAACGUGUCUGAACCGAUUGUUUCAUUUAGAGAAACUGUAGUCCCUCCACCGACUGUUGACAUGGUCAACGAGGCAAUUGAGCAGAAGACUGAAGAAGUGAAGCUGGAGUUUUGGACUCCUAAUCGCCAGUGCUGUUUUGAGAUCGAUGCUACUCCACUGCCAGAGAAAGUAACGAAGUUGAUUGAAAAUAAUUCGGAGCUCAUCAAGGAGAUGGAUUCUCAUUGGGAGAGGUUUGGAAAGAAUGGGUUGAAUGAUGAGUUGAGUCUAGCGGGACUAACACUGGAGGAGGUGGAGCUGGGGGAAAGAAAUAAAAAGGCCAUCGAAGAAAUGAAACAGGAAUUGAAAGCAGCUUUUGAUGAAGCUGGGUGGGAACAUGUGCUGGAGAAUAUUUGGUCCUUUGGACCUAGAAAAUGCGGUCCCAAUAUCCUGCUCAAUAGGACGGAUUACAAGAGGAGAGCCUUCUGGGAGUGGCAAAUUAAAGGCUCCAAUGACCCCAGAGCUGCGUUUGAUAGCAGCUUCAUAAAUGGGUUCCAAUUGGCCACACUAGCAGGACCUCUGUGUGAGGAGCCAAUGAUGGGCGUCUGUUUUAUUGUUAAAAAAUGGGAAAUUUAUGAUGACGCAUCAAGUGAGAGUGGACCAAGUCACGGACAUUUGGGUGGUCAAUUGAUGUCAGCUUGCAAAGAAGCAUGUCGACGUGCCUUAAGCUUGCGGAGGCCUCGACUAGUGACUCCCAUGUAUUCUUGCAACGUUCUCGUCAAUUCCGACGUCCUCGGAAAAUUGUACGCUGUUUUUGGAAAAAGACAGGGACGAAUUAUCGCAGCUGAUACCACAGGAUUCGGGGGACAGUUCCGGGUACAUGCGAUACUUCCAGUACCUGAAAGCUUUCAAUUAGCCAGAGAACUGAGGACUCAGACUUCCGGAUUGGCGAGCCCACAGCUUAUUUUCAGUCAUUGGGAGGUGAUCGAACAGGAUCCCUUCUGGAUACCAUCAACUGAAGAGGAAUACCUGCACUUUGGUGAGAAAGGUGACAGCACAAAUCGUGCCAAAAUGUACAUUGACGCAGUGAGAAAGCGGAAAGGCCUCUCCGUUGACUCCCAACUGGUAACUCAUGGCGAAAAACAGAGAACUCUUUCUAAAAAGAAAUAAAUCAGGAGCGAAAACAACAAGCUGAUAUAUGCAUUAACAGUGCAAAAGAUGAAACGCAAAAAUGGUCAGGAACGAAGGGACGAUGCACACCAGUGACAGGUGCAUUCUCUCCUGAAUAAUAAUCAAUUGAGCAAAGUCGUGGGUGGGCAGGAGGCCUUUGAUAGCCUAAAUAGGCAUCUCCGUCGAGAACAGAACAAUAAAUGAAUAUAAAAAUUAGUUUUGAAACAA